This is a messenger RNA of Zea mays, 2351 nucleotides long. RefSeq lists its product as uncharacterized. Gene Ontology annotation, molecular function: iron ion binding; fatty acid 2-hydroxylase activity. Gene Ontology annotation, cellular component: membrane; endoplasmic reticulum. Gene Ontology annotation, biological process: fatty acid metabolic process; lipid biosynthetic process. NCBI's taxonomy places the organism in Eukaryota, Viridiplantae, Streptophyta, Magnoliopsida, Poales, Poaceae. The record is from RefSeq and is a predicted model, not a curated record. The coding region runs from base 1014 to 1853 and encodes 279 amino acids. The transcript is spliced from 7 exons.
AGUUUUGUUCUUGGCAUCUGUGCCUUCAUUCAUUCUUCAUAAGCCAGCCAUUUAGAGCAUCUCCAACAAUGUCUCAAACUAGUGUCUUAAAUUGAAAUAUAUGACUCUAAACAGGAAAAACUACCCCAAAAGUGUCUCAUUUUGUAAAAUUUUGUCAAAAAUAUAUAGAACACUCUCUCAAGUGCCUCAAUUAUACUACACCCUAGUGGGCUGCCUUAUAAUCUAGAAUUAAGAUUUUACUAGUUGGAGCAGAAUAUUUUGUUGGUGUCCUAAAUCAUAUAAAAUAUACUAAUUUUUAAAUUGUAGGGCAUUUUUAUAGAAUAUGCUGUUGGAGAUGCUCUUAGAUGCUGGAUUUAUCCUUUUUUUUUCUCUGUGGCUCGCUGCCUUUCUCAACAAUUAAUUCAUUUGGGCAUCACUGACGUCUGCCUCAAAUCAAAUGCCCAUCCUACCUGUUUGAGCAGCUGAUACUGUGAUACAGGGAUCACUUGUUGUGUCCCAUUUUUAGUCUAAAGUGGUCACCCUGUCGGUGGCUUGUUAAGCCUCAGGCAGCACACAGUGUUUUCUUGGAUUCCGGUGGGAUGCCCUACAGGCGGCUCUUAGCUGUGGUCAUGUUUGUUUGUUUUUUUAUGAGGAAAGCAUGGUUAGAUGCUUUAUCAACUUGAUCAGAGAACAGAGUCAAAUUGCGAGAAUACAUGAUUAAAGGAAGCAUGUGCCAUGUGCUCUUGUCUGUGAAGUUAUUGUUUGGAUUUGCUCUAGAUAUUUUGUGGACUUUGGACGGGCCAGAUUGUGAUCUGUUUUGGUGCUCUGGCACACCUUGAGAUAUAGGCCUAAAUGGCACCACGUAACAUGGUUCUGGCCUUUUGGGGCCCAAGAUCCUGAUAGAAUAGUAAUGCCAGUUGCCAGGGGUUAUGACCACUUGCUGUUUGUUUAACAAGCAGUAGGCCGAGAACCUUACUAAACUAGUUAAGUAUUGGGCACACUAUGAGCUUUCUGGGUCCAAAUCAUGACAUUAGAUGUGGAAUUAUGGUGGUCUGAAAACACUUGAGGGUCAAGCCAUAUUUGGACAUAGUGUCCACUACUCACUAGUUUUUAGACAUAGUUUCAUUUGCCAGGUUCUUGGCUAUCACUGCUCUGAGAAAAUGGUUGCAUCAGCCUUUACUGUUGAUUUGGACAAGCCUCUAGUAUUCCAGGUUGGCCAUCUAGAGGAGCAGUAUCAGGAGUGGGUUCACCAGCCGAUUGUUUGCAAGGAAGGGCCACGAUUUUUUGAAAAUGAUAUAUUGGAGUUCUUAACACGCACGAAAUGGUGGGCAGUUCCUCUUAUCUGGUUGCCUAUUGUAUGUUGGUGCCUGAGUACUUCUAUCAAGAUGGGCAAUACUAUCACAGAUGUAGCUAUGAUGAUUGGGUUUGGAAUAUUUCUGUGGACACUGAUCGAAUAUGUGUUACACCGAUUCUUGUUCCACAUAAAAACCAAAAGUUACUGGGGAAACACAGCACAUUAUCUUCUUCAUGGAUGUCAUCACAAGCAUCCGAUGGAUGGACUUCGACUUGUCUUUCCACCAGCUGCCGCAGCUAUUUUGUGCUUUCCGUUCUGGAACAUGAUCAAGCUAUUUUCGACCCCGUCUACAACUCCUGGUCUGUUUGGAGGCGGCCUGUUGGGCUACGUGAUCUAUGAUUGCACACACUACUACCUGCAUCAUGGCCAGCCAUCAUCAGAUCCUGCAAAGUAUCUCAAGAAGUACCAUCUCAACCAUCACUUCAGAAUUCAAACAAAGGGCUUUGGAAUAACUUCGACCCUGUGGGAUCACGUAUUUGGCACGCUGCCUUCUACGAAAACUGUCGACAAGAGCAUUUGAUUUUGACUGGAUCUUCUGCUUUGCGAAGCUCUUAUAGUGAUGUUAGGCUUUGCUCGCAUUGCCUGUGUCCACUUUUUGAGGCCAGCUUCCCUGUUCCAUCAUGUAGAUUUGGCUUUGGCAGUGUCUCUAUUUUUUUUUAUCUCUAGCAGAGGACUUUAAAAUCAUCAAUUACAGAUUGGUCAUCAUCGGUGGAGGUUCUGUUGGACAAAUUUCUAUCCAGUUUCUGAUUCUUCUCCAUGGACCAACUGUAUGAAGGCGAUCACCAGUUGCUGGCUCACAGACGCGACUGAAGCGAUCACCAGUUUGGUUUCAAGUCAAUGCCAUCAGCGGUCGUGUUCACAUUAUGUCUAGCUAGUGCCAGCUGUUAGAUCAGCAUGUAAUGUAUGUACAGUGUUUUCUUCUCUAGUAGCGUAGCCUCUCUGCAAGGGCUGUUUGGUAGCCUGUGUCUGCUUAAUUUUGCUACAAGUAAUUGCUUGACAGGUUGAACUUUCCCCGUUA